This is a messenger RNA of Hemiscyllium ocellatum (epaulette shark), 3082 nucleotides long. It is a transcript of the gene ppp2r3b, whose product is annotated as protein phosphatase 2, regulatory subunit B'', beta. NCBI's taxonomy places the organism in Eukaryota, Metazoa, Chordata, Chondrichthyes, Orectolobiformes, Hemiscylliidae. Gene Ontology annotation, molecular function: calcium ion binding; protein phosphatase regulator activity. The transcript has 15 exons. Gene Ontology annotation, biological process: protein dephosphorylation. Bases 206 to 1852 code for a protein of 548 amino acids. Gene Ontology annotation, cellular component: protein phosphatase type 2A complex. The record is from RefSeq and is a predicted model, not a curated record.
CGGGAGGAGCCGGCUGACAGGCUCAGGGGGCAGGAAGGUGACAGCAAGUCGACCGGCGGCGGUACUAGUAGAAGCAAUAACAGGAAUUCUUUUAUUUGCGUAAAGUGGAGGAAGACCGCACAAGAAUUUGUUUUCCACUGACAAGUCACUACAAACAGUUUCUAACAAUAAUCUUGGUUUUUGGCACAUCCUGAUUCAAGUGACAAUGCCAGCUGCUCCAGUUCUACAACCUGUUCUUAAAAUGAAAGUUGAUGAACUCUUCCUGUGUUGGUUGAGCGAGACAACGACGCAGUCCAUGCUGAAAGAUUACCUGAAACGAAUACAGUCUGGUGAAACUAUUGAAGUCGGCAUUGGUGAUGCAUCAAAUGACCAACCUUCAACUGUAAGCAAUAACAACAAACAUUCCACCUCUGAAUUGAACAUAUUGAGUUACUCAACUUCCCCUUUAGUGAGUUGUAAAUUUUGUUCAAGUCCUCCAUCCCAGCUUACUUCGGCUCUCCCAUCUGGCACAGUUUUAAGUCCUAGAAAUGGAUUAAGUGCUCGAACAACGAGGAGAUCAUCGGGGAUUAAAGCUGUUCAAGCAAAGAAAGAGAACCCGUUGCCUCCAGCUCUGAGUGAGUGCAUUCCAAAGUUUUAUUUCCCUCACGGUUGUCCAAAAAGAAACCUUGACGUAGAUGCACUCAUCGCCAGGAUAGAAAAUGCCUAUACACAAUUUGAAAAUGAAAGAGCAACUCUGGAAGACAUGGCAAAAAUUGCAAAAGUGUGUGAUUGCCCACUGUAUUGGAAAGCACCAUUGUUUGGUGCAGCUGGUGGAGAAAGGACAGGAUACGUCUCUGUUCACAAGUUCAUCGCAAUGUGGAGAAAGAUCUUGCAAAACUGCCAUGAUGAUGCAUCUAAAUUCCUAUAUCUUCUGGCAAAGCCUGGAUGUAGUUACUUAGAGCAAGAGGACUUCAUACCAUUGAUACAGGAUGUGGUAAAUUCACACCCUGGUUUGACAUUUCUUCGAGAAGCAUCAGAAUUUCACACUCGAUAUAUUACUACAGUUAUUCAGAGGAUAUUUUACACAGUAAACAGAUCAUGGACAGGACGUAUAACAUGCACAGAAAUUAGAAAAAGCAGCCUUCUACAGAACCUAGCCUUGCUGGAAGAGGAAGAGGACAUUAAUCAGCUCACAGAAUUUUUCUCCUAUGAGCACUUUUAUGUGAUCUAUUGUAAAUUCUGGGAACUUGACACUGACCAUGACCUCUACAUUGAUCAGAAGGACCUGGCAAGGCACAAUGAUGAUGCUAUAUCUAGCAGAAUGAUAGAAAGAAUUUUCUCCGGAGCAGUCACAAGGCACAGAAAAUCUCCAAAUGAAAGGAAGAUCGGCUAUGCCGACUUUGUCUGGUUUUUGAUUUCCGAAGAAGACAAAAAGACAUCAACCAGCAUUGAGUACUGGUUCCGCUGUAUGGACCUUGAUGGAGAUGGUGUACUGUCAAUGUAUGAACUGAACUAUUUCUACGAGGACCAGUGUAAAAAGCUGGAGUGCAUGUCUAUUGAGCCACUGCCUUUUGAAGACUGCCUAUGUCAGUUGCUGGAUCUAGUUAAGCCAGAAUGUGAAGGAAAAAUAACACUUCAUGACUUAAAGAAGUGCAAGAUGGCAAAUGUAUUUUUUGACACCCUUUUUAACAUCGGCAAGUAUCUGGAACAUGAGCAGAAGGAUCCAUUUUCUAUCCCAAGGGAUGUGGAGAAUGACGGGCCAGAAAUGACUGACUGGGAGAGGUAUGCUUUACAAGAAUAUGAAAAUCUGGUGGCUGAAGAAGCAGCGAAUGAAAACUGGAAUGAUGGGGAUUCUGAGCUGUCAGACUACUAAAAGAUACGACUAAACAAAAAAGUUUUAAGAUCUUUCUGAAAUGUGAUUUGAGCCUGAAUAUCAGCAACUAAGAAAGAUGUUGGGAAACCGCAAGGAGAAGACAGUGAAGUGUCUCUUGAUGUGUGUGGGAUUUUUUUUUAAAUUGAAGAAUAUGAUGUUUUGUCAGAAUGUCUUCUUAGUUGCCACAUGUACUUGUCACACUCUGCAGCUGGUCUGCUUUAGAGAAUGUUUAAAAACAAGCAACAUAAAAGGGAAAAAUUAGAACUGUGCAACUUCACGCCUCUCCUCUGCCAUCAGUUAAAACUUAUUUUUUAAAAAAGUCAACACAAAUUUAAAAAUAAAUUUUAGAGUUGGAAGAGUCAAACUCUUCACUUAUCCCAAUUGUAAGUUUGAAGAAUGGAUAUUUGCAAAGGCACUUACAUUAAUAUUUGAAAGAUAGUGGGGUAAAGAACCCUUCCUUACCUUUUCUUCAGAAGUGCAGAGUAUAUUCACUGUGCAUUUGAACAUCGAAAACACAACUUGAUUAUCUCUGGAGCAAACAAUGUCUGGGCAAAUUUCCUCUGUUCUAAACAGUGUCUUUUUUUAAGAAAGGAAGUGUUCUGCAUGCUGGGCAGCCCUUUGGACAUUAAAGAAGUGUUUAAAAAUAGUAAUGAAAGCAAUGUCUACAAUAUCUACAGUAUUACCAUUUUAAAGAAACUGAAAUGGUUCUUGUGACUGUUGCUUGCUAGACGUGGUGGACAGAUGUAUCGCACUUAGAUCAUUCCAGAGCACAGAUUUUUGCCUAUUUUUUGACUAAGUUACUUUUGCAGUUGAAGCAGCUGAAAACUUCCUUUGUUUGAAGAAAGGCAGAAAUCUGAACCCCACAAAAGCUUGCAACAUAGUAGCCACAUGCACCUCCACUGUCUAACUUAUAGUCAUGAAUAUGAAUCAGUUGUCACUACAUUCCAGUUUACAGAAAUAAAUCACACUCUUAACAUACCAACCCAGUUUGAAUAUUUCCAUCCCACAGUUGCCCAGUGAUGACUCUCCACUGACCUUAAGAAUUAAAUGUGCCUUAUUUUUUAACGGGUAAGAUUUUUACACAAAAUAUUUGAUAAAUGAAAUUUUGCUGUAGCAAACUUGUAUGUUAUGAGAAUAUGUUGUACAUAUUUGAUAAGUUUGUGUAUAAUUUCUUGAUUUGUAGAGUUUUGCAGUGUAUAUUUGUGUUGUGGAACUAAAUCCUAUUCUUCA